AACUAUCUCCAUAGGAGAAGCAGGCCGCCGGAACUGUAUCCCUUUGUAAGAUCAAGCGAUCACUGCGGCUUGACGCCGACGUGGUAAUCUCAAUCGCCAUUUUCAUCAGCUUCUGCAACCAUCAGAUUCUAUUUCAGACUAAGUGUGUGUAUAGUGGACGACAAUUCCUCCUAACUACUAGGUAAGUCAGUGAAAAAUGGGGGGGAAAAGGAUUUUGAAUGAGGCUUUGAGGACUAUUGUCAAUGCUGAGAAAAGGGGCUUUGCUAGUGCUCAACUUCAACCUAUCUCCAAUGUCAUGGUUUCUUACCUCAAAAUCAUGAAAUUUCGAGGAUAUAUUAAGGAUUUCGAGGUAAAUGAUCCCGAGAGAGUUGGGAAAAUAUCUGUAGAACUGCAGGGUAGGGUAAGUGAUUGUCGGGCUUUGACUUACAGACAAUAUUUAAAGGCCCAGCAAAUCGAGGAGUACAGAAUCCGAACACUUCCAAGUCGUCAGUGGGGGUAUGUAGUAAUUACCACGCCAAAUGGAAUUAUGGAUCAUGAAGAGGCAAUCCGACAAAAUGUGGGUGGUCAGGUUCUGGGGUAUUUCUAUUGAUGGAUUUAUUGAAUGCAGGCAAAAACUUGAAUAGUUAGAAAUCUUUAUCCUAGCCUGCCUGAGAUCUUUUUACUUGAGGGAGGACAUAAGAUCUUUUUAGCCAGCCUCCUCCUUGGCCAUUGUUAUGGAAGAUGAUGAUCAUAAUAUUGAAAUGUUUGUUUGAUUCUGAGGCUGCUUUUCUUUGAUUUUCUGUUGAAAAAAGCUGAAUGCAGGAGAUGCUACUCUAAUUUUGUCCAUUUUAAUUAUUCAUGUUUUGUUUCUAUUUAUUCAA
This is a messenger RNA of Impatiens glandulifera, 860 nucleotides long. Its product is annotated as 40S ribosomal protein S15a-5-like. Gene Ontology annotation, cellular component: cytosolic small ribosomal subunit; ribosome. Gene Ontology annotation, biological process: translation. The transcript is spliced from 4 exons. Lineage: Eukaryota; Viridiplantae; Streptophyta; Magnoliopsida; Ericales; Balsaminaceae. Gene Ontology annotation, molecular function: structural constituent of ribosome. The coding region runs from base 197 to 589 and encodes 130 amino acids. The record is from RefSeq and is a predicted model, not a curated record.